AUGGCUCAAAUUCAGCGCUUGGGGGAGGAUGUCGCCGCUUACGGCGAUCAGUGGCCGCUCUUACCGGUCAAUCCUGGCUCUAUGGCUAGAGUUAGGGAGGCGAGGAUGGGGGAUAUUGUUGACUUCCCAGCCGGAGGUUAUCUCCUCGUGCCUACGGGUAUAGGGAGAUAUUACCGACCAAUGGUGGUUCUCGGGGUUUUUCCACUGGUGUGGAACUACCAAAGCCGGGAGUUUCUCAUGCAAGAGAAUCUCCCCCAUCUUUACGCAUCCCCACUGGCUAAUUGCCUCAUUGUGGCAAUAGUGCCAGAUCCAGGGUAUGCGGAGCGCGAGGCUGCUGCUCGCCAGGAUAGAGAACGCCGAGCUGCUUCUCGUCGGGAGACUAACCGCCGGGCACUUCAACGGGCUGCUGAGCGGGCUGCUGAACGCCAGGCUCUUGAACGGGAUGCGACUGAAAAGGCAGCUGAUGAACAGCCUGUUCCCGCCGCUCCUCUCUCCCCUGCCUCUCCCGUUCCUGCCUCUCCUGUUCCCGCCGCCGCUCCUCUCGCCGCUGCUCCUCUCGCCCCUGCCCCUCUCGCCCCUGUUCUUCCUGCGCCUGUUCCUGUCGCCCCCGCUCUUGUUGUCCCCGUUGGUGGUGCACCCAACGACCACCAUCAAGCUGGCAAUAGUGUGCUUGUCGAGGGCAGUUGGCCGUGGUGGAGACAAUUUGUGCCUGACGAAAUUGUUGAUCAAUGGGAGCAGGAGGAGAAGGCAGAGAGGCAAAGGAUCCCAAUCGUAGUCCUAGAAUAA
Molecule: messenger RNA, 786 nt
Organism: Botrytis porri
Lineage: Eukaryota; Fungi; Ascomycota; Leotiomycetes; Helotiales; Sclerotiniaceae
Exons: 1
Coding region: 1-786 (261 amino acids)
Source: RefSeq, a predicted model, not a curated record